AAGGUAAGCGGAAGUGCCCUUUCUUCCUCUGCUGUAGUACUGAGAGGUUGCUGCCGAAAUGGGCAAGUUCAUGAAACCCGGGAAGGUGGUGCUGGUCCUGGCCGGUCGCUACUCCGGACGCAAAGCGGUCAUCGUGAAGAACAUUGAUGAUGGCACCUCAGACCGACCCUACAGCCAUGCUCUGGUGGCUGGAAUUGAUCGCUAUCCCCGCAAAGUGACAGCUGCCAUGGGCAAGAAGAAAAUUGCCAAGAGGUCAAAGAUCAAGUCUUUCGUGAAAGUUUAUAAUUAUAAUCACCUCAUGCCCACAAGGUACUCUGUGGAUAUCCCCUUGGACAAAACUGUUGUCAACAAGGAUGUCUUCAGAGACCCUGCUCUCAAACGCAAGGCCCGACGAGAGGCCAAGGUCAAGUUUGAGGAGAGAUACAAGACCGGCAAGAACAAAUGGUUCUUUCAGAAGCUGCGGUUUUAGGUCUGUCUUGUUUCAGUCAUUAAAA
Messenger RNA from Kogia breviceps (pygmy sperm whale), 494 nucleotides. It is a transcript of the gene RPL27, whose product is annotated as ribosomal protein L27. Lineage: Eukaryota; Metazoa; Chordata; Mammalia; Artiodactyla; Physeteridae. Gene Ontology annotation, biological process: translation. Gene Ontology annotation, cellular component: ribosome; cytosolic large ribosomal subunit. The record is from RefSeq and is a predicted model, not a curated record. Gene Ontology annotation, molecular function: structural constituent of ribosome.